AUGGGAAAUGUGCCCAAACCCAAGCCUCGUCGGCGACCUACCCCUCUGGACCUGAAACCUGAUCCGAUCCGUUCUGCCUCCCUUGAGCCACCCACGACAGCUGUAUCGACAUACAGCGAAGGAGCCGAAUCGAAUCUCUCCAACGACCUCCAAGACCUCUCUCUCCUCCGAAAUACGAUCCAACAAAACCUCCUCGCUAGACCAUUUGACUCUCCACUCGGCUCUGACUCGGGUGCAGAGUCCAGCGGUCGGAAUACACCUGAUAUACCUAGUCUCCCCGAAUCGAACAGGAUCUCUACGGCAGACCUCUUGAUCGCGAUAGACACCUCUCCGCAGCUCCUCGUCAUUGAUACGAGACCGCUGGGAACGUUCCUCGAGUCUCACCUCCGAUCAAGUUGUAACAUGUCGAUCCCUUCCCUCUUGUUCAAACGAUUCAGACGACAAUCCGCCCAGAAAACCUCUUGGCAAUCUCUAGGAUCGUUCGUCUCGACUCCGUCUGGCAAACAACGAUGGGAUCGAGUGGACCUGGACGCCCACCUGGACAUGGUUGUCAUCGGUCAGUCGGACCCAGAGGAGAUGGCCUCUGUGUUGUGCAAGAUCCUGGAGGUGCUCGUCCCACGAGGUCGCGUCCGAGUCCUCAAAGGAGGCUGGGAAGCUAUCUUAUCGUCAUCGGAAGCGAGCGAACGACUCGUCUCGGGAGAGAAUGACAAACGAGCCAGCAUAUCCUCACCACCUCAGACCGCUCCCGUAUCCCACACUCCUGUUCCCCCGCCAGUCUCACCUUCAUCACAACCCUUCCCUCCCACCCUCAAACAUCAUCCGUCUCUGCCCUCUUUGAACAAUACUCGAGCUCGACGAAAUCUUCCUUCGUUAAGUAUAAAACCUGGGACGUCGCGUCGGCCUCCUAAACUCUCCUUGAACCUAGAUCCCCCACCCCUUCGGUCAGCCACUGUUGGGUCGUUCGACGCUACCACCCCACCACAGGAUCGCAAUGCUUUGUCGUCAAUAUCCACCUCAGCUCCAGGCUGGACCUCGGCGACCGAUCCGAGAUCCCCCGUGCCCCCAAUCACAAAUUCACUGCAAACCCUUUGCCACGCUCAAUCAAAGCUUCCUCCCUCUCCAAGCUCUUUUCGCGAUGUCGAAGCGUCAUUUUCGUCCAGUCGAUCCGAGACUGCCCGACCCAACGGGGGCUUCUAUCCUGCACCUCCGCAGACAGCAUUCGCGGGUCCCUCUUCACCCUUCACGGCAACGACUACUGCCCGUGCUCUGUCGCCCUUUGACGUCUCGACUAUUCUACCUGGUUUCCUCUUCCUUGGCCCCGAGCUUACCACCGAGUCCAAUGUCAAAGAACUCACCAAGGUCGGAGUCAAGCGGAUCCUUAACGUGGCUCUCGAAUGCGACGACGAUGAGGGUUUGGGCUUGCGUCAGACAUUUGAGCGGUAUCACCGCAUACCCAUGAAAGACAUUGUCGAGGAGUCUGGCGUGGCGCGAGGUCUUCGAGAAGCGUGUGACUUUCUGGACGACGCCCGACUCCAUUCCGCUCCGACCUACGUUCACUGCAAAGCCGGAAAGUCUCGGUCCGUAACGGUGGUUCUCGCAUAUCUCAUCCACGCCAACGCUUGGACACUCAAAACAUCCUAUGCUUACGUUGCUGAACGCCGGAAAGGCAUCUCGCCGAACAUCGGUUUCGUGGCCGAGCUCAUGCAAUUUGAAGAAUCUGAGCUUGGUCUCAAGCAGUCUGGUGGCGUCCAUGGUGAGGUCUCAAGCGGGAAGUCUGCGAGGGGAACUCGGGCUGAGGAGGACCAAACUGAGUCGGAUCAACCUUCUGCAAAGUAUUCGGCGAGAUAUGGCAGAGAAAGUUUGCCGCCGGCUUGGGCUCAAAGUCUCGACACAUAUCCACGGAAAGUCUCCAUGUAUGAAGAUGACGACACGGACAACAGUGAUGCCCAUCUUCCAGCCGCUGACGAGAGAGAAGUGAGAAAAAACGGCCAAUGGGUUCAUCAUCGAAGGGCGCCGGCGGAUCGAACGACUUUACAGCCAGGUCGGCGGGUCUCCAAGGCAGGUUUGGAAUCGCUAAGAAGCCUUCGACCUGUUCAUGACAAGACAUCGCCUUCAUCGGACCCUCGACCCAGUCCUCAACCUGGUGAAGAACAGAAGGCAGCCCUGACGCCAGGCACAGAUGGUCGCUUAGGAUGGGUCUGA
This is a messenger RNA of Kockovaella imperatae, 2202 nucleotides long. RefSeq lists its product as hypothetical. Gene Ontology annotation, cellular component: cytoplasm. Gene Ontology annotation, biological process: negative regulation of MAPK cascade; protein dephosphorylation. Bases 1 to 2202 code for a protein of 733 amino acids. NCBI's taxonomy places the organism in Eukaryota, Fungi, Basidiomycota, Tremellomycetes, Tremellales, Cuniculitremaceae. The record is from RefSeq and is a predicted model, not a curated record. Gene Ontology annotation, molecular function: protein tyrosine/threonine phosphatase activity; MAP kinase tyrosine/serine/threonine phosphatase activity. The transcript is spliced from 2 exons.